Penicillium daleae is the source of this 837-nucleotide messenger RNA. RefSeq lists its product as uncharacterized. The transcript is spliced from 2 exons. Gene Ontology annotation, molecular function: protein binding. NCBI's taxonomy places the organism in Eukaryota, Fungi, Ascomycota, Eurotiomycetes, Eurotiales, Aspergillaceae. The record is from RefSeq and is a predicted model, not a curated record. The coding region runs from base 1 to 837 and encodes 278 amino acids.
AUGGAAACAGAACGUUCCAGAAGUUCGCCAAUAGAAAAGGUGAUCUCAACAGCCGAGCUUCUGGAGCUCAUUCUACUACAACUGGACCUACGAACACUCCUCACCGCUGCCCAGCGAACUUGUCGACAUUGGAAUAGUCUUAUCCGAGAGUCACCCGCCUUACAAAAGUAUCUAUACUUUGCGCCAGACGAGAGUGCCUUCAAGUCCUGGAACCCUUUAUUGGCCGAAGCUUUCCCUCCGUUCUUUUCCCAAACUGGCGGAUCAGCAACGGGGUUUGGGAGGUUUACUUUUGCGACUUUCGAUAUGAUCCAUUACCCCGAUAAAAUAACCGCGUAUAAUCGAAAAGAAGCGACUUGGCGAUGCAUGCUCGUCCAGCAGCCCCCGAUAAUGGAAUUUGCCUUUUUUGACGUGGUCUCGUCGCGUUUAGUGAGGUUUUCCCAGAGCAUCAUCCGACCGAAGAAAACAAACUGCUCUCCCCUCAAUUAUGGUUUGCGCAUGGGAGCGCUAUUCGAGUUCGUGGUCACCCGCGGACCCCUUCGCUACGAACGACAGAUGUUCCAGCGAGUGUUCUGGGCAUCCUCGGGACCAGAAGACCACCCGGUGUGGACACGCAAUACAUCACUUAUUGAAGCUUUCACCAAGGCCACUGCGCAAUUCGACCUCGUGGUUUAUCAGAUUGCCGCGCGGGGCUGUGUCCGACACAAGCCCAGUGUCACUGAGGAGGAAAAGAUGAGACGACUGAUAUUUUCCUCUUACGCGGAACUAAACCAGGAGAAGGAUCCGGAGACGUAUGAUGUUAUUGAUGUUGAGCAGGACCCUUUGCAAUCAAAAGGGUAA